Messenger RNA from Acanthosepion pharaonis, 1404 nucleotides. The record is from the annotation of a GenBank genome assembly. NCBI's taxonomy places the organism in Eukaryota, Metazoa, Mollusca, Cephalopoda, Sepiida, Sepiidae.
AUGUGUUACAAUCCUUCAAAUUUACUUCAGCCCAUUACUCCUCUCUCUGUAUCGCAGCUACACUUUAUCCCACAGUAUGUACGUUACAUUUUCACACUCUCACCCUGCUUUCCUCCGCGUGUCUGUUACUCUCCCACUACUUCCUUGUAUUCUUAUCUAAGCUUCCUACAUCCCACUGUCACAUCCAGACUCCCUUCCCAUGUAGACUAUUUCUCUCUCUGCCUCUCUCCCUCCCUCGACCAUGUCACAUUUCUUCUUCCUCCUCCUUCGUUUAUUGGACAUUGCUUUUUUUCUUAUUUUUUUACCGAUCCAAUCCCGGCAUGCCUGGCUCGUGCCACCUCCAUUCCCCCCUCCAACUCUCCCACGGAGUCUCACGCGCGUGCGCAUCCACACAUGUGCACACGCACUUGCAGAUACACACACUCGCAUGUCUUCCCCACUUCCAAUCGACCGACCGACCGACCACGGAUAUUCACCCGCUCUCUACCCUACCCCCACACUCCUCCUCCUCUCAGCCUUCUUCUUCUUCCUCCUCCUCCUGGUAGCGACCUCCGGCUUUCUUCCAAAGCCAACAUCUACACUUUGUCUUUGCAACUGCUCGCUUUAUUACUUGUAUUCUUUUUGCCGCUCAUUUCCCGAAUCACUAUCACAAUGGCCAGUCGUCUCUUUUCAAAAAACACAAGCCCAUCGCUUCUGAUCAAAAAUGUUUGCUUCAACAUUUCACCCAAGCCGCCGGCUUCUCUCUUCUUUUCUAAUCAUUUCCUUUUUCUCUCGUUCGAUCGAACUUUAAUUCUUUUUCUUUACCUUUUUGUUUUAUUUUAUUUUUCUCAUACUCUUCUGUUUCCUCUCUUGUCUUUCCUUUCUCUCCUUUCCUCUCACACUUGUCUCUCUCCUUUCCUCUCACACUUGUCUCUCUCCUUUCCUCUCACUUGUCUCUCUCCUUUCCUCUCACACUUGUCUCUCUCCUUUCCUCUCCCACCUUGUCUCUCUCCUUUCCUCUCACACUUGUCUCUCUCCUUUCCUCUCACACUUGUCUCUCUCCUUUCCUCUCACACUUGUCUCUCUCCUUUCCUCUCACACUUGUCUCUCUCCUUUCCUCUCACACUUGUCUCUCUCCUUUCCUCUCACACUUGUCUCUCUCCUUUCCUCUCUCACACUUGUCUCUCUCCUUUCCUCCUCACACUUGUCUCUCUCCUUUCCUCUCACACUUGUCUCUCUCCUUUCCUCUCACACUUGUCUCUCUCCUUUCCUCUCACACUUGUCUCUCUCUCUCUCUCGUCACUCUUUCCUCUCUUUUCUCAUCUUAAAGUGAAAAGAAAUUUCUCUCAUUUUAUUGUUUCUCUUCAUUUUGUCUCUUCCUCUAUUUUUCUUUUCCAGCCAUUAUUCUAUACUUUAUAUUUGUAA